UGACUGACACUCUCGCAUCUGCCGCGACGCGAGUGGCCACCAGUCUGUCGCGAUCGAACGCAACUCGCGCCUGUUGAUCGCAGCGUGAUCCAACGUCGCGACCGUUAUUCGCCUGAUCGAAUCGUCCCUAGACGCCAUGGAUCCACGGGAGCCGCACGAGUUGACCGUCGAUUUCAUCGAGACGGAGUUGAUACCAGAAAUGGUGCACGCUCGUUGCUUCUGCGAGCCGAAUUCGCGCGAAUUCGUCGAGUUCGAGUCGGCCACGGUUCGCGUCGUGGAGCUGAGCCGCACCAGCGAGAUUUAUCGCGUGGAAACGGUCAUCAGGUUCUCUGGGGAACCACGUGGCUACCCGCUGCUGGUGAAGAUGCUCCCCGAAGACGCCAAUCGGCCUGGAACGGCGUUCGACGCUUACCAAAACGAGGAGAUGUUCUACUCGAAGAUGACCCAGAAGUACGGAUCGGAUCUGGCGCCCAGGUGCUACCUGGCCGAUUUAGGUCGAUUCGAGAGACCUGUUGUCGUGCUGGACGACCUGGAGGCGGUUGGUUACGCGCAGGCGGACGGAGAUCUGGACGAGGAUCAGUUGAGGCUGUGCGUGAGAGUUUUGGGAAAGUUCCACGGCAGGGGGCUCAGGCUCAAGGCCACGGAGCCUGAGAUCUUCAGGGAGUUCGAGGCCAAGAUGCUGGAGGUCACGCUCGCGGAGGAUUUAAUGACUCAGUACGAGAAGAGGUCCUCCAGGAUGAUGGACACCCUGGAAUCGAUGCCGGAUUCGAGGCUGGCCGAGAAGGUGAGAAGGAAGCUGAAUAAGAGCCCGAUGGAGAUGGUGAAGAGCAUCGCGUCGGAGGUUAACGAGGUCUCGACGAUCUGCCACGGUCAUUUUUCACACGAUAAUCUCCUGUUCAAAUACCAGAACGGGAAACCCGUCGACGUAAAGGUGAUCGACUGGCAAACAAUGAGGUACUGCUCGCCAGCCGUCGAUCUUGGGCCCAUUCUGCUGUACAACAUGAAGCGUGAAAAUGGUCCGACGGAGCUCCACGAGAUUCUAGCCCACUACGCCGAGACCGUGAAAUCUGAAUAUCCAGAGAUAUCCAUCGAGAGAUUGACGGAGGACAUCGUCGACAAGUUCCUCUUCGCGUGCCUUAUCUUGUCCUUCCAGGAGCACAUCAGCGACGAGGAAUUCAAGCAAAUUAUUUCACACGUGGAGCGAUUGAACAUCUUUGAUUAAGGGAUUCCGUUCGACGUCGCUCGCACGUUUGUUCUGUUAUGGUUGUGACACCAAGACUGAGGCUUUUUUUUUUACGAAAUUAGUUGGACGUUGAGAGAAACUUUUUACGUUCUGUGUUCGCUGUU
Messenger RNA from Hylaeus volcanicus, 1347 nucleotides. RefSeq lists its product as uncharacterized. The record is from RefSeq and is a predicted model, not a curated record. The transcript is spliced from 2 exons. NCBI's taxonomy places the organism in Eukaryota, Metazoa, Arthropoda, Insecta, Hymenoptera, Colletidae. The coding region runs from base 137 to 1222 and encodes 361 amino acids.